Messenger RNA from Bradysia coprophila, 1783 nucleotides. It is a transcript of the gene ppk17, whose product is annotated as amiloride-sensitive sodium channel pickpocket 17. The record is from RefSeq and is a predicted model, not a curated record. Gene Ontology annotation, molecular function: ligand-gated sodium channel activity. Gene Ontology annotation, cellular component: plasma membrane. Gene Ontology annotation, biological process: sodium ion transmembrane transport. Lineage: Eukaryota; Metazoa; Arthropoda; Insecta; Diptera; Sciaridae.
CGUUUCAAGUACAUACGAUAUUUUAAGGUCAUUCCUGAUUGAGUACACGAUGGUUAAUAUAAAGGAAACUUGUAAAACCAAAGCGAGAGGCUUCGUGACUGAUCCCAAGCAACUUGUUCGUUACGUCGUGCUCUUAAUUUGUUGUGUUGUUGUUAUAUUCCAGCUUUCAGAAUGUUUCACAAAACUAUACCGACCCCCUAUCACUACACACUCCCAUUUCGAUUUGAAUGAGUCGGUUUCGUAUCCAGCAAUAACAUUUUGCCGCGAUCCACCGUACAAGGAAGACGUGCUCAGGUCAUAUAAUCUCUCGUAUCAUCCGAGAUUUUCAAAUUCCUGGCGAAAUUUCGAUUUUAAUUCAGUUGAUCUCGACGAUCUAUUCGAAAAUGCAACUUAUGGGAAAAGUGAAUUUUUCGGUCAAUAUGGUUUGGAUGGAUUGGCAGACAAUGUUGCCAUCGUCAGCGGCAUUUAUUUCAACUUUGGACAGUGUCACACUAUGACUCCAAAAGUUACCACAAGACGAUCCUGGAAGAAUCACGGAUAUUCGCUGAUUCUGACCCAUACAAUGGAAGCAACGGAAGAAACAACCGGCGAAAACGUUCCUGGAUGGCAUGUUUUCAUUCAUGAGCCGAAAGAAAAUUUUACAGAAACCAAUAUGGAAACGUCUGGUCGAGUUGAGUACAUGUACAUCAAAAGUGGCGAAGAGGUGGAGGUCAAGAUAACAGCCAGCCACUUCAAUAUGAAGUCUGGCCGAGACCGAUCGUGCACAGAUGAUAUUCAUCAUAGUGCAAUUAGAUGUGCUGACAUUUGCCAGUGGACUAAAAUUACGGAACCAAUUGGAUGUUCAGGACCGUGGAUGGCAGCUGUUGACUUGCCGUAUUGCAAUAAUUUUACCGAUAUGAGAUCGUUACUAACCAGUUAUCAAACAUUGGCGGAUAUAAACAUAUCGGAAUGUGGGUGUGCCGAUCCAUGCAAAUCAGUUAUAUAUUCCGCAUAUGUAAUGAACCGGGGCAAAUUUGAAAAACAAGCAGUUCCGAGUUCUCAGGUCUGGCUGUAUUACACAUCAAAGAUGGUUACGGUAUUUGAGGAACGUCCGAACUACGAUCUAGCACAGUUUGUUGCUGAUAUGGGCGGUUCACUGGGAUUUCUAUUGGGAUUGUCUGUGCUUGGAUUGAUCAAAAUUUUGGAAAAGAUUGUCAGUCUAAUAUUUGGAAAUUAUAUCAAAAAGCACCAGGAAAAGGCGGAACAGGCCAAAUUAGAUAAAAAACAGCAGUCUACCAAAAAAGAGUGUGAUUUAAGUAGUACUAGUACACUCGAGCUACCAGCCAAAUUAUUGCCAAAUAAACACAAUAUUUAGGUUACACCGUCAUAAUAUCCCAAUUCGAGUCAAUUUAAAUUCGUUUACAUGCUAGUGUGUGGUAAAAUGCUCUUUACUUCACUGUUUGUAGCUGUGGAAAUGCACUUAUUUCACUCUAGAAUGUAAAAGAAUGUACGUAAUUGCUUUUAAAUGAUUGUUUUGUAUUGUGUGAAUACUACACUCGCCCUCGGCUUGUUCCGCAACCCUCACACAUGCCAAAACAACAAAAUUUACAAGUAGAUACGUAAUAUACUAUUUCUAAUCGAAACCAUCAUUUACUGUUGGUGCAUAGAGAUUUAUUGUAAUCCAUAUUUCUUACCUGUGUGUACCCCGUAUACUAUCCACACAAUAUAUUACGUUGAACAAAAAAAAAAUUAGAUUCCUGUUUAUAUUCCAUAUCGUAGCGAUAAAUUUUAACGUUUAUAAGAG